Messenger RNA from Carassius gibelio (silver crucian carp), 1340 nucleotides. Its product is annotated as surfeit locus protein 1. Gene Ontology annotation, biological process: mitochondrial respiratory chain complex IV assembly. Lineage: Eukaryota; Metazoa; Chordata; Actinopteri; Cypriniformes; Cyprinidae. The record is from RefSeq and is a predicted model, not a curated record. Gene Ontology annotation, cellular component: membrane; mitochondrion.
AUGCCCCGCGUGUGUACGAUCUCACGCAUGCGCAGGAAUGGAACAUCGUCUCACCCUAUUGGUAAUCUAGCCAGGUAUAGUCAACGGUCAAGUUCCACUGUUGCGGGAACAGAGAAAGGAGAAGACUCCUUCCUGAAGUGGCUUCUCUUGUUAAUACCGGUCACUGGAACAUGGCAGUUGAAAUGCAGAAAGUGGAAGUUGGAGUUGAUCCGUGAACCAGAGCCUAUCCCACUUCCUGCAGAUCCUAUGGAAAAGCUGGAGUACAGUCGAGUAAAGAUGCGAGGACACUUUGACCACUCUAAAGAGCUGUAUGUCCUGCGCUCCCCUGUGGACCCUGAGAGAGGGGCAGGCAGGAUUUCCUCCAGCGGGGAGAGUGGAGCUAAUGUCAUUACACCAUUCUACUGUACUAAUCUAGGGUACAAACACACACAAUUUGAAUUCCAUACACUUGCUUUGCACUCUGAUCUGGCUUUCUGGAUCAAAUUAUUAGGAUCACUAUCUUGGUGAACAGAGGUUAUGUACCAAAAGAUAAAAUCAGACCAUAAACUAGAAUGAAAAGGCAGAUAAACUUUCUUCCUUUCUUUUGAAUCAAAUCCAGGUGUAAACAUUAUCAACAGACGAGCUUGCUUUAUUCAUUUUCUCAACCUUUUUGAAUAAUUAAGAGGUGUUUAUAUUUUCUAAAAGGUGACUGAAGUGUUGGAUCUUGUUGGUAUGAUGCGUUUAACUGAGCAGAGGAAACCAUUUGUCCCUAAACAAUAAUGUGGAAGUGAAUAGGUUGCACUCCCGUGACCUGGAGGCCGUGGCGAAGGUCACUGGUGCUGAGGAAAUCUUCAUUGAUGCUGUGCUUGGUUAUAACUGCUCUUAAUACUAAUGUUUGGUGAUUGUAAUGGUGUACAAAGCUAUAAAAAGUUUUGAUUAGAAAAGUGCACAAAUCUGUUAGAAUCUCUUUUUUUUAUUCAGACAACACAAUACCUGGUGGGUCAAUAGGAGAGCAGACAAGAGUAACCUUGAAGAAUGAACACAUGCAAUAUGUCAUCACAUGGUUUGAUUAACUUUGCUAAUCCAUUUUCAUACCUUAACAGAAUUGGUUUUUAAUAUUUACAGGCGUUGCAUGUAUUAAAGUAUAAAAGAAAAGUUAGCUUGUAAUCUUAACAAUGACUUUGAAGUUAACGGUUCAUUUUUCUUUUAGGUAUGGAUUAUGUGCUGCUACCUCCUACAUGUGGUUUGUAAAAUUCAUUAAGCGCAUUGCUUUAUGAGAUUUAUUCAGCACUUUGACCUCAUGGAAUAUAUUUAAUAUUACGUUUAACUCUGUACUGGUAAUAAAACCAUGGAUUUGUUUA